Messenger RNA from Bombina bombina (fire-bellied toad), 5733 nucleotides. RefSeq names its product neuralized E3 ubiquitin protein ligase 2 (gene NEURL2). Gene Ontology annotation, biological process: intracellular signal transduction. The transcript is spliced from 2 exons. The coding region runs from base 42 to 842 and encodes 266 amino acids. The record is from RefSeq and is a predicted model, not a curated record. Gene Ontology annotation, molecular function: ubiquitin protein ligase activity. Lineage: Eukaryota; Metazoa; Chordata; Amphibia; Anura; Bombinatoridae.
UUAAAAAUAGGACCUAGCAGAGUGUGAUCUGAGCUGAAGCAAUGGCUGUGCACUGCCGUACAUUCAUGUGUUUCCACACUGUUCAUGGUACAAAUGUUCGCAUUGACUCUUCAGGAACACUGGCCACCAGGGUAGAAAGCUUUGCUAAUGGUAUAUGCUUUAGCCAGGAACCGCUAGAACCUGGGGAGAUAUUUUUGGUGGAAAUUGAGGAAAAGGAACUGGGGUGGUGUGGACACUUAAGAGUGGGUCUCAUGGCCCGGGAUCCUCGCAGCCUUGAUGUGGUGCCAGAAUAUUCUCUGCCAGACCUACUGAAUCUUGGGGAUAGUUGGAUCUUUGCCAUUACUCGAAACCAUAAUAGGGUCUUGUCAGGAGAGGACGAUGCAAACUCUGUGGCACAAAGUGCAUUAAUGUCAGACCCCUACUUAAAAGUGGGCAAGUUUAAAAUACCACGUGAAAAACUUGUAGCUCGAAGCCGCCCAGGGCGCUAUAGCCAUAUCCUUGAUGAUUUGUACAAGUCAAAUAUUCUCCCUCCCACUGCCAGAAGAAGUAGGAUAGGUGUGCUGUAUGAGCCUCAGUCUGACGGGACUCGCAACAUGCACAUCAUCAUCAAUGGAGAAGACAUGGGAGCCAGCGCACGUGGGAUACCUGCUACACACCCCCUCUAUGCUGUGGUUGAUGUAUUUGCUUCCACAAAGAGUGUUCGUGUAAUUCAGUUGGAAUAUGGCUUCCCAUCUUUGCAGACUCUAAGUCGUCUGGUCAUCCAAAAGAAUGUAAUCCACAGACUGGCUAUUGAUUGGUUAGAUCUUCCAAAAUUACUAAAGAAUUUUUGUAAAUAUGAGUGAGGGCCAAUACACAACUCUCCAGACAAUUUAUGUGGGAGAUGACUAGGGUGUUUUUCUGCAAAGAGUUCAGUCAUACUAAUCUGUACACUACACCCCAAGAGACCCAAGUGACCUUCCAGAAGAAAUGCUCGCUUCACAAAGUACAGAGUAACUGAGGAUUUUCAAGUCAAACAUUUUACCAUUUGUUAUUUUUUGUUGGAGAUUACUAAAAGAAGUUUCACAUAGGGGAAAAAAUGGUGACGUUUCUUUCAUACACAACAUGCAGUAACAGCCUCUCCAAUCUCACAAUUAAUUUUAUUCCAAGGUGGUGUGUGAGCUUUACCGGAUAAGCCAAAUAGAAUAGCACAGUAACUGGGGAGACUAGAGAAGCAGUUAGGGAAUCUAUGCUACUAUGUUAUGUGUACCACACACCCAAAUACAUUCUAGGACAGCACCCACAUAAAUUGUGCAACGUUAACAAUGUACUUAGGGACAUUGAAGGAAAUGUAAAAAAAAACAUAAUUUGUGCUUACCUGAUAAAUUUAUUUCUCUUGUGGUGUAUCCAGUCUACGGAUCAUCCAUUACUUGUGGGAUAUUCUCAUUCCCAACAGGAAGUUGCAAGAGGACACCCACAGCAGAGCUGUCUAUAUAGCUCCUCCCCUAACUGCCAUAUCCAGUCAUUCGACCAAAAACAAGCAGAGAAAGGAAAAACCAUAGGGUGCAGUGGUGACUGUAGUUUAAAAUUAAAAAAUACCUGUCUUAAAAUGACAGGGCGGGCCGUGGACUGGAUACACCACAAGAGAAAUACAUUUAUCAGGUAAGCAUAAAUUAUGUUUUAUCUUGUAAGGUGUAUCCAGUCCACGGAUCAUCCAUUACUUGUGGGAUACCAAUACCAAAGCUAAAGUACACGGAUGAAGGGAGGGACAAGGCAGGUACUUAAACGGAAGGUACCACUGCCUGUAAAACCUCUCUCCCAAAAAUAGCCUCCGAAGAAGCAAAAGUAUCAAAUUUGUAGAAUUUUUAAAAAGUAUGAAGCGAAGACCAAGUCGCCGUCUUGCAAAUCUGUUCAACAGAAGCCUCAUUUUUAAAGGCCCAUGUGGAAGCCACAGCUCUAAUAGAAUGAGCUGUAAUCCUUCCUGGAGGCUGCUGGCCAGCAGUCUCAUAGGCUAAGCGGAUUAUGCCUCUUAGCCAAAAAGAAAGAGAGGUUGCCGAAGCCUUUUGACCUCUCCUCUGUCCAGAGUAGACAACAAACAAAGCAGAUGUUUGACAAAAAUCUUUAGUAGCUUGUAAGUAAAACUUUAAAGCACGAACCACGUCCAGAUUGUGUAAUAGACGUUCCUUCUUUGAAGAAGGAUUAGGACACAAAGAUGGAACAACAAACUCUUGAUUGAUAUUCUUAUUAGAUACCACCUUAGGUAAAAACCCAGGUUUGGUACGCAGGACUACCUUAUCCGCAUGGAAGAUCAGAUAAGGAGAAUCACAUUGUAAAGCAAAUAACUCGGAGACUCUACGAGCCGAGGAAAUAGCUACCAAAAACAGAACUUUCCAAGAUAAAAGUUUGAUAUCUAUGGAAUGAAGAGGUUCAAACGGAACUCCUUGAAGAACCUUAAGAACCAGAUUUAAGCUCCAUGGCGGAGCAACAGGUUUAAACACAGGCUUGAUUCUAACUAAAGCCUGACAAAAUGCCUGAACGUCUGGAACAUCUGCCAGACGCUUGUGCAAAAGAAUAGACAGGGCAGAAAUCUGUCCCUUUAAGGAACUAGCUGACAAUCCUUUUUCCAAACCUUCUUGGAUAAAGGGUAAUAUCCUGGGAGUCCUGACCUUACUCCAUGAGUAACCCUUGGAUUCACACCAGUAAAGAUAUUUACGCCAUAUCUUAUGGUAAAUUUUCCUGGUGACAGGCUUUCGUGCCUGUAUUAAGGUAUCAAUGACUGACUCAGAGAAGCCACGCUUUGAUAACAUCAAGCGUUCAAUCUCCAGGCAGUCAGUCUCAGAGAAAUUAGAUUUGGACGAUUGAAAGGACCUUGUAGUAGUAGAAGGUCUAGUCUUAACGGCAGAGUCCAAGGUGGAAAGGAUGACAUGUCCACUAGAUCUGCAUACCAGCUCCUGCGUGGCCAUGCAGGUGCUAUCAAGAUCACCGAUGCUCUCUCCUGCUUGAUCUUGGCAAUCAGACGUGGGAGCAGAGGAAACGGUGGAAACACAUAAGCAAACACCUCCGGAUGGAGCUCCCACUCCCCUGGAUGAAAAGUCUGUCGACUUAGAAAAUCCGCCUCCCAGCUCUGGGAUAUGGAUAGCUGAUAGGUGGCAAGAGUGAAUCUCUGCCCAGCAAAUUAUCUUUGCGACUUCUAACAUCGCUAGGGAACUCCUUGUUCCCCCUUGAUGGUUGAUGUAAGCCACAGUCGUGAUGUUGUCCGACUGAAAUCUGAUAAACCUCAGAGUUGCUAACUGAGGCCAAGCCUGAAGAGCAUUGAAUAUCGCUCUCAGUUCCAGAAUAUUUAUUGGACGGAGUGACUCCUCCUGAGUCCACGAUCCCUGAGCUUUCAGGGAGUUCCAGACUGCACCCCAACCUAGAAGGCUGGCAUCUGUCGUUACAAUUGUCCAAUCUGGCCUGCGAAAGGUCAUACCUUUGGACAGAUGGACCCGAGAUAGUCACCAGAGAAGAGAAUCCCUGGUCUCUUGAUCCAGAUUUAGUAGAGGGGACAAAUCUGUGUAAUCCCCAUUCCACUGACUGAGCAUGCAGAGUUGCAGCGGUCUGAGAUGUAGGCAUGCAAAUGGCACUAUGUCCAUUGCCACUACCAUUAAGCCAAUUACUUCCAUGCACUGAGCCACCGAAGGGCGAGGAAUGGAAUAAAGAACACGACAGGAAUUUAGAAGUUUUGAUAACCUGGACUCCAUCAGGUAAAUUUUCAUUUCUACAGAAUCUAUCAGAGUCCCUAGGAAGGAAACUCUUGUGAGGGGGGAUAGAGAACUCUUUUCCUCGUUCACCUUCCACCCAUGCGACCUCAGAAAUGCCAACACUAUGUCCGUAUGAGACUUGGCAAUUUGGAAGUUUGACGCCUGAAUCAGGAUGUCGUCUAAAUUAAGGGCCACUGCUAUGCUCCGCGGCCUUAGAACCGCCAGAAGCGAUCCCAGAACUUUCGUAAAAAUUCUUGGGGCUGUAGCUAACCCAAAGGGAAGAGCUACAAACUGGUAGUGCCUGUCUAGGAAGGCAAACCUGAGAAACCGAUGAUGAUCUUUGUGUAUCAGAAUGUGAAGAUAAGCAUCCUUUAAAUCCACUGCAGUCAUGUAUUGACCCUCCUGGAUCAUAGGUAGGAUGGUACGGAUAGUCUCCGUCUUAAAUGAUGGAACUCUGAGGAAUUUGUUUAAGAUCUUUAGAUCCAAAAUUGGUCUGAAGGUUCCCUCUUUUUUGGGAACCACAAACAGAUUUGAGUAAAAACCCUGUCCCUGUUCCUCCUUUGGAACUGGAUGGAUCACUCCCAUAACUAGGAGGUCUUGUACACAGUGUAAGAAUGCCUCUCUCUUUAUCUGGUUUGCAGAUAAUUGUUCAAGGUGAAAUCUCCCUUUUGGGGAGGAAGCCUUGAAGUCCAGAAGAUAUCCCUGGGAUUUAAUUUCCAACGCCCAGGGAUCCUGGACAUAUCUUGCCCACGCCUGGGCGAAGAGCGAAAGUCUGCCCCCUACUAGAUCCGUUACCGGAUAGGGGGCCGUUCCUUCAUGCUGUCUUAGAGGCAGCAGCAGGCUUUUUGGCCUGCUCACCUUUGUUCCAGGUCUGGUUAGGUCUCCAGACCGUCUUGGACUGAGCUAAAGUUUCCUCUUGUUUUGCAUUAGAGGAAGUUGAUGCCGUACUUGCCUUGAAGUUUCGAAAGGCACGAAAAUUCGACUGUUUGGCCCUUGAUUUGGACCUAUCCUGAGGAAGGGCAUGACCUUUUCCUCCAGUGAUAUCAGCAAUAAUCUCCUUCAAACCAGGCCCAGAAUAGGGUCUGCCCCUUGAAGGGAAUGCUAAGCAGCUUAGACUUUGAAGUAACGUCAGCUGACCAUGAUUUAAGCCAUAGCGCUCUGCGCGCUUGAAUAGCAAAACCAGAAUUUUUAGCCGUUAGUUUAGUCAAAUGAACAACGGCAUCAGAAACAAAAGAAUUGGCUAGCUUAAGUGCUCUAAGCUUGUCAAGUAUGUCAUCCAAUGGAGUCGCUACCUGUAAAGCCUCUUCCAGAGACUCAAACCAGAACGCCGCAGCAGCAGUGACAGGAGCAAUGCAUGCAAGGGGCUGUAGGAUAAAACCUUGUUGAAUAAACAUUUUCUUAAGGUAACCCUCUAACUUUUUAUCCAUUGGAUCUAAGAAAGCACAACUGUCCUCGACAGGGAUAGUAGUACGCUUUGCUAGAGUAGAAACUGCUCCCUCCACCUUAGGAACUGUCUGCCAUAAGUCCUGUGUGGUGGCGUCUAUUGGAAACAUUUUUCUAAAAAUAGGAGGGGGAGAGAACGGCACAUCUGGUCUAUCCCAUUCCUUAGUAAUAAUUUCUGUAAACCUUUAAGGUAUUGGAAAAACAUCAGUGCACACCGGCACUGCAUAGUAUUUAUCCAGUCUACACAAUUUCUCUGGCACUGCAAUUGUAUCACAGUCAUUCAGAGCAGCUAAAACCUCCCUGAGCAACACGCGGAGGUGUUCAAGCUUAAAUUUAAAUGUAGAGAUAUCAGAAUCAGGUUGCAUCAUCUUCCCCGAGUCAGAAACAUCACCCACAGAAAGAAGCUCUCCUUCUUCAGCUUCUGCAUAUUGUGAGGCAGUAUCAGAAAUAGCUCUUAAAGCGUCCGUAUGCUCUGUAUUUCGUCUAACUCCAGAGCUAUCUCGCUUUCCUCUAAAUUCAGGAAGUCUGGCUAAUACUGUAGAACAACCGGAAUCCUCGCACUCAAAAAGGGUUA